This is a messenger RNA of Larimichthys crocea (large yellow croaker), 4222 nucleotides long. It is a transcript of the gene rnf228, whose product is annotated as ring finger protein 228. Gene Ontology annotation, biological process: protein ubiquitination. Gene Ontology annotation, molecular function: ubiquitin protein ligase activity. NCBI's taxonomy places the organism in Eukaryota, Metazoa, Chordata, Actinopteri, Sciaenidae. The transcript has a single exon. The record is from RefSeq and is a predicted model, not a curated record. Bases 2293 to 2922 code for a protein of 209 amino acids.
AAAUGUUUGCAAUUUGUACAUAAGUACAUAUUUCCAUGAAUCACACAUUUUACAUCCAGAGGUUUUGUUUUCUAAACAUUCUAAGAUAUAGCAUAAAACAUGUAAUAAUAAAAAACAUGUCAAAGACCUCUUGACAGACACACUUAACUUGUUAUUGUGGCAUUAAAUAUCAACUGCAUAAACAUUUCUGGAAAUGAUGUGUAAACGUUUAAUAAAUCUUAGAUGUGUUUGUUUUCUCAGAUGUUUUUUUAAAAUGAUUAUUUCAAACAUUCCCCAUCUUGUGGCAACAUGUGACAAUUACUGUGUCCUCUAGGUCAGCAGCUGUAUUCUCACCUUUAGCGACAUGCUUUUAAAAAAAGAGACCUACUGCAAGAAAUACCUUCAAAAAGUCAUCUUUAAUCUGUUUACUCUGUUUUAGUUUUUCUAAAAUGUAACCUAUUGCACUUAUUAUACUGUUAAAAUCAGUUGCACGUAAUUGUAGCUGCAAUCCAGUUAGACACAAUAUGCUGCUGCCAAACCCUGCAUACACAGUGUGUACCCUGCACACAUACAUUUAGCCACAAGAGGGCGCCUGUUAGCAGACACAUCAUCCUCCAGCUCAUACUGUAUGCAGUCUGUCUGAUACCAUGAAAUUCACCAACAUUUUUUGUGGGGGUCAUUCAUCUAUUCUGGCUUUCAUAGCAAAGUUGUGUAAAGACUUCAUAAAGAUAUCUCUGUGUGCUAACAUGUGUGAAGUGAAGUGAUUUCAUUACAUAAUAUUUUUGUGUCACGUAAUAGAAAUCCACAGUCCGGCUGUGUGACAUACUUUCUGUUUAGCAGCAGGUUUCAAUCAUUAGUCAAGGAACAGGAGAGAAUGUCUGACAGGGAGAAACUGUCACACUAGUUGAUUGAUUUUCCAGCAGGGGAAUUUUUCAAAACACAUUUCUAUUGGCCCACAAAGCCAUAUGUACAUGUAAUGUGAGAGUGGUUUAUUUAUGGCAUGGAUGUUGCUCAUGAGGUCAAAACCUUCCUGGACCACAAACAUGAAACUGUCCAGUGGUGUCGUGUGUGUGUGUGUGUGUGUGUAUGUGUACCUGAGCCAUGGCUUGGCUUGCUAGAGAUAUAAGCUGAAUUUUGAAUCUUGCGCUGUGAUGGUGGAUAAAAUGCAUCAAAAAUAAAGAACAAAAUGGUCAUGAGAAAGAAAUGGUGUGUUAGUGCUUUUACCAGGCAUAAACACAGAAUAAGACAAGGCUGUAUUUCUGAAACCUCACACAUAAAAAAUAAUAAUAAAAGAGAGAUUUGCGUUGCGUCCACUAAAGAUAAGAAAAAGCCAAAAAGGCAGUUUUGAUCUUGUCUGUGGCCCUAUAUAGGAACACAGACUGCAUUAGACUAAGGCCCUAUUUAGACCACUGGAAAAAUCUCCAAUCCUUCCAGAGAGCCUGCAUUCACAUUUAGAUCAACUAUAGAUAGACAUUUGUAUCGACUCAUAACACUGAUUAUCUGACCAUAAGUUAAUGGGAGCCUGGGCUAACAAGCUUCAACUCAUUCUCAGAAUUAGUCAACAAACUGCAAAAUGGACUGUGAACCUUAAGAUGUGUGUGUCAUACAUGUGUACCUGAGUCUAGAGCUGGCUGCAUCUUGACAGAAUCUGUUUAACAUAAAUAAGUCACAUGAAGACACAUGGUCAUGUAGUUAUGGUUAUCUGGCUAUGGGAAGAUGAGGCCUCAGAGCUGUUAUACAUAUAUGUGCACGCUAUAUGCACAUAUACAUGUAUACAGUGAGAGUGAGACAGGACAGCAGCGGUGCGGAGCUGCAGCUGAAGGUGUCACUGCUGACCGCACGGCUCGGAGCUGUCCACUGCCCGUGGUGCUGAAGAGCAGAGAGACACGGUGCACUUUACUGUCGCUGCGGGCGCAAAAUUCUAAUUAUACGCUUAAAUAGGCCUAUUAAAUCCACCUCAUACACAUGACCUACACUUGUGACAGAUCAACCAGGUGGCAGACACCAAGUUGGGAAAUCAAUUUGAACAAGUCUAUCGACUGGAUUUUUUGCGGGGUUUAGUUCUGGUAAUAUGAUCUCGAUGAAGUCUAUAGUGUCCUUAUCCACGGGUUGUGCCCCAGGCCGGUUACACAGCAAGUGUGUGUGUGUAUGUGUAUGUGUUACUGGAUGGAGCCAGGACAGCUAACGGGAAAAUGCAGAUUUUUUCUCUCACUUUAAUAUGUUUUAUUGCCACUCGGGAAUGUUCCCCCCCUCGGUGUGUGGUCAGGAGAUUUGAUCAAAGUCAAAUAAAGCUGCAGCCCAGUUAGACGGAACAUGGCGGAGGCGGUUGACACAGGAGGCGACCAUGGCUCUGCUCAGUCUGACGAUGAAUACGAGUGCAAAAUCUGCUACAACCACUUCGACCUGGACCUCCACACUCCCAAACUGCUGGACUGUUCUCACACCUUCUGCCGGGAGUGUCUCGAAGCUUUGCACUCCCGGGAUGGUCGCGGAUGGAGAAUCGGUUGCCCAGUGUGUCGCCACCGAACUCCGGUACCGGAAUAUCGGGUUCAAAACCUCCCGGACGACACCGUAUUAACCGAAGCCAUUGUGCUUAAAACGCUUGAGCCUGUAUCCUCGUCAAACACAGACGUCCAGACAGGUCCAGCCGUGCCUUCAGCCGGCUCCCAGCAGGGCGACGACAGCUGUCGGACUUGCAAACAGGUUGCGUUUGCGACCGGUUGUGUGUGCGCCAUCUUCUCCUUCCUGUCCACGGUGGUGCUCCUAUUUCUGGGCCUCAUCCUUGUACAUAACUUCAAGAACAUUACGCCUCGAAGUGGCCCUGCGUGUCUAUUUGUCGCCAGUGUUCUCGCCCUGUUCUCGCUCAUUCUCACUUGGUUGUUGUGUAUGUUACGUACCGACCUGAACCUGAAGCCAGCAGCUUCAGUUCCCUCACUGAUAUAAAGUGCUUCUCUGGCUGGCUGCACAGCUAGGAAACACCAGCCUACUGGGGACAAUAAAAAGGGAAAAUUAUAAAGAUAUUGUUUAUGUCAUAGUAGACUAUUUAAGGGAAAGCACUUGUGUAAAUAAUAAAGUAAAUUAUGGCUGAAUUCCAUUUAGCUACUUCAGUUGCAGGGUUUUGGUAUUGCUGGCUCACUGUCAUGACUGGGACACAACAGAAUAAUUGUUUUAUUAUGUUAUUGACAUAAUAUUUGUGCUUUUUCUACUACGGCAAGUCAAAGUGUCUGUUGUGAAAAAGGUCUGGUUUGUGCACAUUUAAACAAUAUCUACAGCAUAUAGAGUAAAGCUACUAUACCAUAAGUUUGGAUGCAGUCCAUACGUGUUGUUUACUUGCCUUACAUGAUGCACUUUUUGUAUGCAACUCUAUAUUUUUAUUGCACUUGGGUUGCUUGUUUGAUUGUCAUAAUGUACAGAUAGUCAGAUUAUGACAAAUGUUUGACAUCUAACAGCUUUAAAUCACUGAAAGAGCAUAUAAACUGCUGUUGCUAAUGGGAAAAAAUAGAAUUAAAAUGAAUUAUAGGAAGAUUUCUCAUUACAGCAGUAUCCUCCCCUCCUCUCCUCACACAUUUGUUUCCUGCACUGAUAUUAUUUCUAUGACAGGUUUUUUUAAGGUGUUUGGGGACCUACAAUGCAAGCAGGUGUAAUAUGUGUACUGUAAUCUCAUGCAAUCGCAAUUAUUAACAGCAUGACCUAUUGUGCCAAUGAUAGAACCUGAUUGACUCCCCGUGGUGGAACAGGUCAGCAGGGGAUCCCAGGCCAAUGACCCUGAGGGGACAGAAGCCUUCACAAGAUGAGAGAAAUAACUUUGGGGUAGGGGGCCAAAAUAAGUAGUGUUGUAAAGCAGUGAGACAAUGGAAGUGCAGAUGACCUCCUAGGGGUCUUAAAUCAUCUGAUGGCUUAAGUUUGUUUUCCAAAGUCAUAUAAACUGCAAGAGGAUGCAAAUUCUACUAACGACUUGGCCAACGCCCACAUCUCAGGUUGAGUGAUUACCGAUGUGGCAGCUGAGUGAAUUUUUGAGCUGUAAUGAAAAAUAAGACCUUUUCAAUAUGUAUUUUGCACCAAUAUGUCUAUGCAAAGGUACUCAGAUGUGUGGUUUCUUAAACAAAUUUCAACUUAAAACAUAUUUAGGUUAAAUAUUAAAUGAUUUAACAUAUACAUUGUACACAUGCUUCCUCUUUCUUUCCUCUGUGCUGCUUCUUGUAGUAUUGUAAAGCACAGGUAACCCUUCUGAAUAAACUUUGCA